AUGCCUCCACUAGAGAGUGUGCCCCCAACAGAGAGUGUGCCGCCACUAGAGACUGUGCCCCCAACAGAUAGUGUGCCUCCACUAGAGAGUGUGCCCCCAACAGAGAGUGUGCCCCCACUAGAGAGUGUGCCCCCAACAGAGAGUGUGCCCCCACUAGAGACUGUGCCCCCACUAAAGAGUGUGCCUCCACUAGAGAGUGUGUCCCCACUAGAGACUCUGCCCCCACUAGUGUGUAACUACUACAGACUGUGCCCCCACUAG
Molecule: messenger RNA, 261 nt
Organism: Gigantopelta aegis
Lineage: Eukaryota; Metazoa; Mollusca; Gastropoda; Neomphalida; Peltospiridae
Product: RNA-binding protein 12-like
Exons: 1
Coding region: 1-261 (86 amino acids)
Source: RefSeq, a predicted model, not a curated record